GCCAUUGGCAAGAGGAAAGAUAGAGUAGAUCAUGACAACACCGGCGGCCCGGCUGAGGUAGUUGAUGCUGCACUUCCAAGAAGCAUUCUCAAAUCAACAACAUCUACGCUGGGUUCCGCGAAUGAGGCAACAUCAUCUCGAAAAUCAAAGCGGAUAAGGCUAUCUCUGACAUCUCGGCCCACCACUAGCACGGAAGGCCGAUCAUCUUCUCCUCGCCCCUCCACGUCGCUUGCGAGCCAUCUUCGCAUAUUGCAUGAAGGUGAAAGCGCAAACAACCCACCCUCAGGCUCAACGGACAAUGCUGGACAGCCCAUUUCUUCCCCGAGCCAAACAUCAGUCCCUCUCAGUGGGCGGGUGCCUGUCCCCCCACCGUCCGCAUAUGCACCAUCGAUGAGCUCCCGUCGAGGCGGACGUCGUGGGUCCAUCUCGUCUCAAAUAUCAGCAAGAAGUUCUAUUCCGAUCCGGGCUUUCACGUCCCCUCACCCGCCAUCCAUAGCGGGCAGCCAUAAAACGGAGUACCGUCUACGUGAUCCGUAUCUGGUCGUACAUGGUGGGCGUAACUCACGUGGGAGAGACCUUGACACAAUGAGUCGCUAUUCGAGAGCUAAUCGCAAGUGGUGGCGGACGCUUCCUCCACAUGGGUGGUGUUUCUUUAUUGGGUUCAUCUUCCCGCCUGUUUGGUGGGUUGCUUCCUUUACGGACCCUCGGCACAUCGUCGUUAGUAGAAUGAAAGACAAUGGUCUUAUAGAGGAAUGGAAUGAGAGUGAUAAAGGUGAGUGUUUCUUCAUGUCGGAAUGCCUCUCUAAAAUCUGUCGCAGAGGCAUUAACUUGGCGCUUCCGGUGCCGUUUGUCGAGCAUUUUGACGUUGAUUCUGUAUAUUCCCGUUGUCGUCUUAGCUAUCGUAUUUGGGCGUUAAAGACUCGUUAUGAUUUAUUCACUAUACGCUAUCCUUUCCAAUCUUUCCAUAUUCAUUCCUUUCCCUGAUUAAUCGAGCACUUAUACCUGCCUUGUCCUUCCUUCAUCCCUCCAUAAUCCUCUUCGUGAUACCAUAUACGAAAACUUAUAAUGGCAUUGCACUUGCACUGAGCUCGAAUGUCCAGGAAUAUGUCAUCACUUGUCAUUUGCAAU
Molecule: messenger RNA, 1128 nt
Organism: Cantharellus anzutake
Lineage: Eukaryota; Fungi; Basidiomycota; Agaricomycetes; Cantharellales; Hydnaceae
Exons: 2
Coding region: 391-984 (197 amino acids)
Source: RefSeq, a predicted model, not a curated record